UGAGAGAAGACAUAGAGGCUGUCCCAGAGAGAGUGGGGCUGUUGUGCACACACAUCUCAGGCAAUCAUGGGUAACUGGGUGGAGAAUGAAGGACUGUCCAUCUUUGUUGUUCUUGUGUGGCUGGGGUUAAACGUCUUCCUCUUUUGGUGGUACUAUCUUGUGUAUGAUGUCCCACCAAAAUUCUUCUACACCAGAGUACUCCUCGGCCGUGCCUUGGCCCUGGCAAGAGCUCCUGCAGCUUGCCUGAAUUUCAAUUGCAUGCUGAUUCUGCUGCCAGUAUGUCGAAACUUGCUCUCCUUCCUCAGAGGAUCAAGUGCGUGCUGCUCUACCCGUAUCAGACGACAGCUGGACAGGAACCUCACCUUUCACAAAAUGGUGGCAUGGAUGAUCGCCCUUCAUACUGCGAUUCACACCAUCGCACACUUAUUCAACGUAGAGUGGAGUGUGCAAGCCCGUGUUGAAGAGAAAGGAACUCUGGCAGCUGCGCUGUCCAGCCUUGGUGAUAAACCACACGAAAGCUACGUCAACUUUUUUAGACAAACUAUUGGGAAUCCUGUGGGGGGCCUGUAUGUGGCUUUCACGUACUUGGCUGGUCUCACUGGCGUUAUCAUCACGCUGGCCCUCAUUCUAAUCAUCACAUCAUCCACCAAAACCAUCCGAAGGUCGUAUUUUGAAGUAUUUUGGUACACCCACCAUCUCUUUGUCAUCUUCUUCAUUGGCCUUGUCAUCCACGGUGCUGGGCGUAUUGUACGGGGCCAGACAGCUGAGAGUCUGGCUGAACAUAAUCCAGAGAUUUGCUACAAGAACUUCACUCACUGGGGGAAGGAAGGGGCUUGCCCAAUCCCCCAGUUUUCAGGGAAUCCUCCUAUGACAUGGAAGUGGGUAGUAGGUCCCAUGUUUCUGUACCUGUGUGAGCGGUUGGUGCGGUUUUGGAGGUCACAGCAGAAGGUUGUUAUCACAAAGGUGGUCAUUCAUCCCUUCAAGACAAUUGAGCUCCAGAUGAUGAAAAAAGGCUUCAGGAUGGAGGUUGGACAAUACAUUUUUGUCAAAUGUCCAGCUGUGUCUAAACUGGAAUGGCAUCCAUUUACAUUAACCUCUGCUCCAGAAGAGGAUUACUUCAGCAUUCAUGUCCGUAUUGUGGGAGACUGGACAGAGGGCUUGUUCAAUGCCUGUGGAUGUGAUAAACAAGAAUUCCAGGAGGCAUGGAAGCUGCCCAAGAUAGCUGUGGAUGGCCCCUUUGGAACAGCGAGUGAGGACGUGUUCAGUUAUGAAACUGUUAUGCUCGUGGGAGCUGGAAUAGGGGUCACCCCCUUUGCAUCUGUGCUCAAGUCUGUGUGGUACAAAUACUGCCACGAUGCGACCAACUUAAAACUCAAGAAGAUUUAUUUUUACUGGCUUUGCAGGGACACUCAUGCCUUUGAAUGGUUUGCUGACCUCUUGCAGUCUCUGGAGGCCCAAAUGCAGGAGAGGAAUAACGCAGAUUUUCUCAGCUAUAACAUCUACCUUACAGGCUGGGAUGAAACUCAGGCCACUCACUUCGUGGUGCAUCAUGAAGAAGAAAAAGAUGUGAUUACAGGCCUUAAACAAAAAACCUUGUAUGGAAGACCUAACUGGGAAAAUGAGUUCAAAACUAUUGCUGAGCGGCAUCCUGGCUCCAGAAUAGGUGUUUUUCUCUGUGGACCUGAGGGCCUAGCUGACACACUCAACAAGCAGAGCAUCAGCAACUCAGAAGCUGACCCACGAGGAGUACACUUCAUUUUUAACAAAGAAAAUUUCUAACUCCUAAGCACGUGGGAGUCAUUUCAGCACAAAGACUGGAUGUGUUUUUCUGUUUGGAUUCUGGGAGGGACGGCCCAGCUUCUAAUUUCAGCUACACUAACACAAAUCCCUUUGCUUCUUGGGAAUUACUUUGGCGCUGUGGUAGAGUAAAAGAGUCAAGUUUUACCUCAGGGAAGUUUGCACUGCCUUCCACGUGCUGGCUAUUUAGUAGAAAUCUAUUUUCUUUGUCUGUGUGAGGGGAUUUCCCCUCAAUUAACUGCCUUUAUCCUCCUAUUAUUCAUCAUGACUGCUGAACAGUCUGGGCUGCCAUACGCAUUUGGGAGCCAAUUCACACUGAUAAAGUUUAAUGCUAUUGAACAAUAAAACAUUCUAGCAUAA
Pseudopipra pipra is the source of this 2157-nucleotide messenger RNA. It is a transcript of the gene CYBB, whose product is annotated as cytochrome b-245 heavy chain. NCBI's taxonomy places the organism in Eukaryota, Metazoa, Chordata, Aves, Passeriformes, Pipridae. The record is from RefSeq and is a predicted model, not a curated record. Gene Ontology annotation, cellular component: plasma membrane; NADPH oxidase complex. Gene Ontology annotation, molecular function: superoxide-generating NAD(P)H oxidase activity. The transcript is spliced from 13 exons. Bases 67 to 1779 code for a protein of 570 amino acids. Gene Ontology annotation, biological process: defense response; superoxide anion generation.